AUGGAAACACCGGAAGAUGAGAAGAAAUCCGAGAUCGCCACUCAGGACUCCGAGGAUGUGAGGUCGUUGCGAUCAAAAGCGAAGCAGUUGCGCGAUCGCGUGAACCACUUCUUCUCUCGAUGGGCGGAGAGGACAGAUACCAAACUCUAUCAGAUGUUUUUCGUUUGGUUUUCUGUAAACAUGAAUGUCCUCUCCUUUGGAACUGGAUCCGCGGGUCCAGCUUUCUAUGGGCUAGGCUUGCGACAGUCAUUGAUCACGCUAUUGAUAGUUGACCUGAUCUCUUGCACGAUCCCGGCAUACUUUGCUAUCUUCGGUCCCAAGCUCGGCAUGCGGUCAAUGGUUCAAGCACGUUACACUUGGGGGUAUUACGGAGCAAUGCUCCCAAGCGCUCUGAAUGUAUUCUCUAUGGAGGGGUUCUUGAUCCUCGAUUGUAUCAUUGGAGGCCAGAUGCUUGCUAGCGUCUCAAAUGGACAUCUAAACGACACACUGGGAAUUGUCAUAAUAGGUGUUAUCUCUCUUGCUGUCACGUUCUUUGGCUAUCGGGUCAUCCACUGGUAUGAGAGUGUUGCGUGGAUACCCAACGUCAUCGCCUUCAUUAUUAUGCUUGGCGUUGGUGGGAAGCACCUCACGAUCGAACCCGCACCUGGUCCUGUAGCACCGUCUCAAAUCAUUACGUUCGCUACUGUGGUAGCUUCCAGCGUUAUCAGCUGGUGCACGAUGACCCCCGAUUAUGGCGUAUACCACCUACAGAAUACCUCAAGAAUGCGGGUAUUCAUAUAUACAUAUCUGGGGUUCUUCGUGUCAAGUAUCACGGCACAUAUGCUUGGUGCUGCUUUCGCCGCCUCAGCUCUAUCGGAUCCUAUUUGGGAAUCAGGCUUUGACAACGGCAACAAUGUUGGCGCCCUGGUUGAGGCAGUGCUUUCUCCUGCAGGGGGUUUUGGCAAGUUCAUAACAGUCUUAGUCGCGCUCUCCAUUCCAAGCGCAUGUGCACCUACGAUGUAUACCUUUGCAUCAAGUCUCAUGACUAUCAGCUAUUAUUUCGCAAAGAUACCAAGAUACAUUUUUGCUAUCAUCUCAACAGCUAUUCUGAUCCCCGUGGCCAUAGUCGGCGCCACCCGUUUCUACGCAACCUUCACAGACAUUCUCAGUAUAAUUGGUUAUUGGAGCGUCAUCCACGGCGUCAUGAUCCUUAUAGAGCACUUCCUCUUCCGCAAAGACAACUUCAACGCGUACGUAUUGGAGGACUUCGACAAGCCUCGCCGCUUAACUCCCGGAAUCGCGGCGUUGCUCGCAUUUUUCUGCGCCUUCGGGAUAAUAAUCCCCUGCAUGAAUCAGGCAUGGUAUGUCGGGCCCAUCGCCAGAGCGGGCAGUGGAGACAUUGGCAUCAUUGCGGGUAGCUGUGGCGAUCGAACGAAGGUUUUCUCGAGAAAAUAG
This is a messenger RNA of Postia placenta MAD-698-R-SB12, 1434 nucleotides long. RefSeq lists its product as hypothetical. Gene Ontology annotation, biological process: transmembrane transport. The transcript is spliced from 13 exons. Gene Ontology annotation, molecular function: transmembrane transporter activity. Gene Ontology annotation, cellular component: plasma membrane. NCBI's taxonomy places the organism in Eukaryota, Fungi, Basidiomycota, Agaricomycetes, Polyporales, Adustoporiaceae. Bases 1 to 1434 code for a protein of 477 amino acids. The record is from RefSeq and is a predicted model, not a curated record.